AUGUCUAAUGGAAAUACAACUCUGAGCUAUACACCAGGCGGUGCUGAUGAUCCAUCAAAUCCAUUUCAUUAUAUGCCUUCAUUGGCUCCUACUAUAGUAUCGUUAAUCUUCUUCAUACUCUUAUUUAUUAGUCUCACCAUUUUAACGAUCUGGAAACGAAGUUGGUAUAUGAUAACACUUUUAGUUGGAUGUAUUUUGGAAAUCAUAGGUUAUGGAACUCGAAUUCCAUUAGUUUCAAAACCAGUGGGACAAAUCCCUUUAUAUGCAUGUAUGAAUGGUUGUCUUAUAAUUGCACCUGUUUUUAAUGCUGCAAUUGAAUAUGUGUUAUUUGGUCGAUUAGUUCAUGCUCUAGGUGAUCAAUAUUCAUUAAUCAAACCAAAAUUGAUUUCUUGGAUUUUUAUUAUUUGUGAUGCUUUUUCAUUUUUAAUUCAAAUAAGUGGUGCUGGAUUACUCACUUCAGCUAAAGAUGGUGCAGGCGCCCAAACUGGUCAGACUAUUCUUCUAGCUGGUCUUGGAAUCAAUCUCGGCUCAUUUGCUAUUUUCUGUCUUCAACUCUUCUAUUUUGAAUAUCGUAUAAGAAAAUCACCUCCGAUAUUUCCAAAUGGUAGUAUUUAUGAGAAACGUUGGCGACGAUUUGUCUAUAUUAUUUAUCUUAGCAGCACUCUUGUCUUGAUUCGACAAAUUUAUCGUGUAAUUGAAUUUGCUCAAGGUUUUACUGGUUAUUUAGCAGUUCAUGAAAUCUUUUUUUAUAUUUUUGAUACAAUACCUAUUUUUAUAUCCAGUGCACUCUACGUUAUUUGUUUUCCUGGUAAUAAUUAUUUACCACCAAAUCAAAAUGACACUUUUGCUACAAUGAACAAUAACGAAUACAAUUCAAACAAAACGAAUAAUAACGUCAUCAUUCCUGAAAAGAAUCUUGUUCUUAAAGAAAUGUUUUAA
Molecule: messenger RNA, 939 nt
Organism: Adineta steineri
Lineage: Eukaryota; Metazoa; Rotifera; Eurotatoria; Adinetida; Adinetidae
Source: the annotation of a GenBank genome assembly